This is a messenger RNA of Ogataea parapolymorpha DL-1, 1695 nucleotides long. RefSeq lists its product as uncharacterized. The record is from RefSeq and is a predicted model, not a curated record. Lineage: Eukaryota; Fungi; Ascomycota; Pichiomycetes; Pichiales; Pichiaceae. The coding region runs from base 1 to 1695 and encodes 564 amino acids. The transcript has a single exon.
AUGAAGUUACCCUUUUUUGCUGCGUGCCUCUCGCUUAUCUCCGCCAGCUUUGCUGCCAACUCUGUUUUCAUCGACAAUGACGAGUACAUCAACUAUGGUCUGUCUGGCUACGGUUUUGUCCCCGGCGAUGCUGUUGACAAAUACAAGGACACCAUCUCGUUUGGGUCCUCUAUUUCAUUGCACAAGCCAUCGUUGUCGGUCUCCAAUGGCGUGUACAGCUUUGUGACGUACAAUCUGCCGGACAGGGGCUGGAACACCAAAGGCACGCUUAACUAUGCUCCUAGAAUCCACAAGUACGGGGUCACGUUCACCCCGAAAAAUAACUCCUACUCGGCCAAUCUGGUCUGGGACUACCAGGAUACCAUCCUGCUCAAAGACUUCGAUGGCCAACUCAUGACGGGACUCGACUGCAAUACCACCUUGUACCAGAACGGCCACACGCUACCGGCUACUCAAUUUGUUGGCGACGGUUUCGGUGGAGGAUUAAAUACUAGCUCCACCACUACGCGGGUCUGUCUGGACCCUGAGGCUCUGAGAAUUGUCAAGAACGAUAUUUCCAAUGGGUUCUGGAUCACCGAUGAGUAUGGCCCUGGUAUUUUCAAAUUCGACUCCAACGGCACUCUGGUCGACUACACCCUCCCGCCAGAUGCCAUAGUUCCCUUCAGAAACGGAUCAGUGUCCUUCAGCGCCAACUCGCCCCCGCUGUACGAGAAUUACGACCUUGGUGACCCAGACUCCGGCCGUGCCAAUAAUCAGGGGUUCGAAGGGGCUGCCUUGUCACCUGACGGAAAGCACGUGUACGCCUUGCUCCAGUCUGCUGCGAUCCAAGAGGGUGGCUCCGAGAAGUACACGAACGCGUAUGUGCGCAUGGUCAAGUACAACGUUUCUGGCUCGUCCCCACUGCUGGAGGCGGAGUACGUGCUCCGACUGCCCACCUACGAGGACCCUGAAAAAGAAGCCGCAAAGAAUCCUCGCGUUGCUGCGCAGUCCGAGCUCGUUUACCUAAGCGACGAACUAUUUAUGGUUCUGGCUAGAGAUAGCGGACGAGGAAGAGCACAGGACAACACCACGUCAAUCUACAGACAUGCUGACCUGUACUCCAUUGCCAACGCAACCAAUAUUGCCGGCAGGUACGACCAGAUGGGUGAAAAGGUCGCGUCAAAGAAAGGCAAGCUGGAAGAUGGAAUCACAACUGCUACCUACUAUUCAUUCCUUGAUUACAACAAUCAGACUGAACUGAGCAAGUUUGGACUGCACAACGGCGGCAAGGACGACCCCAUGCUGCUGAACGAGAAGUGGGAAGGAAUCACCCUCAUUCCAGUGGAGUGCACUACGGACGAAUAUUUCCUACUAACAGUUUCCGACGACGAUUUUAUCACGCAGAACGGUUUCAUGAACUUUGGAACGUUUCCGUAUUCUGACUCAUCCGGGGCCAAUCUAGACAAUCAAGCUCUCGUGUUCCACGUGAAGCUGCCGGCUCUCACCCAUGAAAACACGUGCACUGCCCUGAGCUCGCAGCCGGCAAAUUCCACGGAUGCAGCUGCUACUUCCAGUACCUUACAGUCCUUGCUGGAGACCCGGACAACGACAGCACACAGAUCUACAUCUGUGACGGUGUCUGUGGCAAGCGAUGCCGGAAGCGGCUUGAGAUCAAGUGUUCUCGGCCUACUACCGCUCGUGCUUGCCCUUCUGUGA